CCCCCAUUGGUGGCGUCCGGCGGCGCGGCUGCUGUUAUUUUUCGAAUAUAUAAGGAGGUGGAGGUGGCAGCUGCUGCUUAGAGGUUUCCCGGAGUGGUGGCUGGUCCCUGCGUCCCUCCACCCCGCCCCACCCUCCCCGCUUCCCUCUCCUCCCUCGCUCCGACCCCGUGGCUCUUCCUCCCUCCCUCCCCCCGCCCCUCCACCCCGGGCCCGCUCCCCACCUCGCCCCGGCCAGCUGUGCCCGGCGUCGCCCUGCGCCCGGCCCUCCGGCCAGCCUUCCGCGGGCCACGCCGCGAUGGAGCUGCCCCAGCCCGAGCCCGCGCCGGGCGUGGCUCUCAGUCCGGCCGGCGUGCGCGGUGGCGCCGAGCGUCCCAGCCACCUCCGGGGCCUCCGGCUGGGAGCUCAUGGCCUCGUGGGGUCCCCGGAGCGCGCGGCCGCUUCCUCGCCGGUCACCACCCUCACCCAGACCAUGCACAACCUCGCCGGGCUGGGCAGUGAGACCCCAAAGAGUCAGGUAGGUGGCCUGCUCACACGCCUAUCCCUGUCCCGGAGACGAGCAUCUGAAUCUUCCCUGUCAUCUGAGUCCUCUGAAUCUUCUGAUGCAGGUCUUUGCAUGGAUUCUCCCAGCCCCAUGGACCCCCAGAUGGCAGAGCAGACGUUUGAACAGGCCAUCCAAGCAGCCAGCCGGGUCAUCCGAAACGAGCAGUUUGCCAUUCGACGCUUCCAGUCCUUACCGGUGAGGCUUCUGGGCCACAGCCCUGUGCUACGGAACAUCACCAACUCCCAAGCACCUGGCAGCUGGAGGAAGAGCGAGGCGUGUGGCCGAGCUGCCCGCAGCUCUGGGGAGGACAAAGAGAAUGUGCGCGUCCUGAAGGCUGGAGUGGGAGCACUUCAGGGAGAGAAGGGGGUGUGCUGGGGUGGUUCUCUGGCGUUUGAUGACACCCCCCCCCCAUCUUGCCCACAGGAUGGAUUUGUUUUCAAGAUGCCAUGGAAACCCCCACAUCCCAGCCAUGCCCAUGCUUUGGAAGAGUGGGCUGACCGAAGAGAAGCCUUUGCCCAGAGACCAAGCUCAGCCCCUGAUCUGAUGUGUCUCACCCCUGAGCGGAAGAUGGAAAUAGAGGAGUGGAGUCCCCCGGCCCGAUCCCGCUUCCCCCUGACUGCCACCCAGGGGUCCUCUGAGGAAGAUGAUGGAUUUGUGGACAUCCUGGAGAGUGACUUAAAGGAUGACAAUGUGGUCCCCCCAGGCAUGGAGAGCCUCAUUAGCGCCCCACUGGUCAAGACCUCAGAAAAGGAGGAAGAGCAGGACCUCAUCAUAUACAGCAAGUGCCAGCGGCUCUUCCGUUCUCCGUCCAUGCCCUGCAGCGUGAUCCGACCCAUCCUCAAGAGGCUGGAGCGGCCCCACGACAGGGACCUGCCCAUACAGAACAAGCGGAGGAAGAGUGUCACGCCUCCAGAGGAGCAACGGGAGGCCGAGGAACCUAAAGCCCGUGUCCUCCGCUCAAAGUCCUUGUGUCAUGAUGAGAUUGAGACUAUCCUGGACAGUGACCACCGAGAACUGAUUGGGGAUUACUCCAAGGCCUUCCUUCUGCAGACUGUGGAUGGGAAGCACCAAGAUCUCAAGUACAUCUCACCAGAAACGAUGGCAGCCCUGUUGGCAGGCAAGUUCAGCAACAUUGUGGAGAGGUUUGUGAUUGUGGACUGCAGGUACCCCUACGAGUAUGAAGGCGGGCACAUUAAGACUGCCGUGAACUUGCCCCUGGAACGGGAUGCUGAGACCUUCCUGCUACAGAGCCCCAUCACACCCUGUAAUCUGGACAAGAGAAUCAUCCUCAUUUUCCACUGUGAAUUCUCAUCUGAACGCGGUCCCCGCAUGUGCCGUUUCAUCAGGGAGCGUGACAGAGCCGCCAACGACUAUCCCAGCCUCUACUAUCCUGAGAUGUAUAUCCUCAAGGGCGGCUAUAAGGAGUUCUUCCCACAGCACCCGACCUUCUGUGAGCCCCAGGACUACCGGCCCAUGAACCAUGAGGCCUUUAAGGACGAGCUGAAGACCUUCCGUCUCAAGACACGCAGCUGGGCUGGGGAGAGGAGCCGGCGGGAGCUCUGUAGCCGCCUGCAGGACCAGUGAAGGCCAGCGCCAGCCCUGCCUACCUUCUCUUCUUCGUGGCCUGGGUGCCAGCCACCUAGGGCCCUGCAGGGCUGAGGGUCUGCUGCAGGCCCCAGGUGCCAUCCAGGGGAAGGGCAGUGAGGGUGUCCUGUCUGUCUGCCCCCAGCCCUGGUCCCCAUGUCUCCAUUCAAUCAUACUUCAGACCCUUGUCCCACCCCCACCCCAGCCCAGCCCCUGGAGGAGCCCAGCCUGUUGAUUUGGUGAAAUUGGAUUAUGUCGAGCUCUAAGGAAGUAUUUUGUGUCCAGCAGGGACCUUUUUGCUUUUUUUCCUUCCUUGUUUGAGUUAACCCUUUGUCUUCCCAUGUCCAGAAAAGACCCCCCUUUUCUCUAGGGGCUUUGUUUGUAUGUGGCCGGAGGAAAUCCACAGCCCCCCAGGAUGGGCCAAGGCAGAAUUCCUCCCUGUGAGGGGAGCUGGCACUGUGGCCGGGCCCUCUCUAGCACUCCUGGGUGUGUCUGCCAUGUUUUCUUUCUCUUUCCCUUUCCUGUCCCUCCACAUGAACACCUCCAGCACAAACAUAACCUCUUACUCUUUCCUGUUUCAGUGUUACCCGCACGCUUGAUUCAUUUGUCUGAUUUGUUGCCCAUCUCAGGAUAUUCACAGGCUGAGGAUUAGGCUCCCCUCUCCAGCUGGGGUUAGAGACUCUGAACAUUAAUUAGCCACUUGACCCUAGCUCCUCAGGGGCCCUUGGGCCAGGGCUAAGGCCUGCAUCCUGAGCCCCUGGAAGCCCAGACCUCACUGCUGUGAACCCCGGGGCCUGACUGGUCAGAAUUUGCUGCUGUCUUGUUGUGGAUGGACAGAUGGACGAAUGGACAGAUGAUGGAUGGAUGGAUGGAUGGAUGGAUGGAUGGAUGGAUGGAUAGCCAUGGAUGCCCAAUGCCUUGCACACACAAACUGCUGAGUUGAAGCAUUUCAGUGAGCAUGACAGCCUGCGGCAAGAAUAUGUGUCUGUCUGUGUGGACAAAGUCUUUACACUUUAAGGUUUGGAAAUAUUCAAGAUGAAAUGUCAUAGAAGCAGCGAAGCCAAGGACAGAGCCACUUCCGGAUUCCGAAUCUCAGGAUGUGUGGGGGGCUGUGCUUGAAGGCCCAGAUGAGUCAUCUGUUUGGGCCUUGGUUCAAUAAAGCACUGAGCAAGCUGA
Messenger RNA from Neofelis nebulosa (Clouded leopard), 3301 nucleotides. RefSeq names its product cell division cycle 25B (gene CDC25B). Gene Ontology annotation, biological process: positive regulation of G2/M transition of mitotic cell cycle; G2/M transition of mitotic cell cycle; protein dephosphorylation. Gene Ontology annotation, cellular component: cytoplasm; nucleus. NCBI's taxonomy places the organism in Eukaryota, Metazoa, Chordata, Mammalia, Carnivora, Felidae. Bases 296 to 2125 code for a protein of 609 amino acids. The transcript has 15 exons. Gene Ontology annotation, molecular function: protein tyrosine phosphatase activity. The record is from RefSeq and is a predicted model, not a curated record.